Oncorhynchus gorbuscha (pink salmon) is the source of this 2103-nucleotide messenger RNA. RefSeq names its product proline-rich extensin-like protein EPR1. The record is from RefSeq and is a predicted model, not a curated record. The transcript has a single exon. The coding region runs from base 1 to 2103 and encodes 700 amino acids. Lineage: Eukaryota; Metazoa; Chordata; Actinopteri; Salmoniformes; Salmonidae.
AUGAGUCCAUCCCACCCUCUCCCCCAAGGCACCCGUGUACCAGGUCCCACCCUCUCCCCCAGUGUACCAGGCACCCUCUCCCCCAAGUGUACCAGGUCCCACCCUCUCCCCCAAGGCACCCGUGUACCAGGUCCCACCCUCUCCCCCAAGGCACCCGUGUACCAGGUCCCACCCUCUCCCCCAAGGCACCCGUGUACCAGGUCCCACCCUCUCCCCCAAGGCACCCGUGUACCAGGUCCCACCCUCUCCCCCAAGGCACCCGUGUACCAGGUCCCACCCUCUCCCCCAAGGCACCCGUGUACCAGGUCCCACCCUCUCCCCCACCCGUGUAAGGCACCCGUGUACCAGGUCCCACCCUCUCCCCCAAGGCACCCGUGUACCAGGUCCCACCCUCUCCCCCAAGGCACCCCACCCGUGUACCAGGUCCCACCCUCUCCCCCAAGGCACCCGUGUACCAGGUCCCACCCUCUCCCCAAGGCACCCGUGUACCAGGUCCCACCCUCUCCCCCAAGGCACCCGUGUACCAGGUCCCACCCUCUCCCCAAAGGCACCCGUGUACCAGGUCCCACCCUCUCCCCCAAGGCACCCGUGUACCAGGUCCCACCCUCUCCCCAAGGCACCCGUGUACCAGGUCCCACCCUCUCCCCAAGGCACCCGUGUACCAGGUCCCACCCUCUCCCCCAAGGCACCCGUGUACCAGGUCCCACCCUCUCCCCCAAGGCACCCGUGCAGGUCCCACCCUCUCCCCCAAGGCACCCGUGUACCAGGUCCCACCCUCUCCCCCAAGGCACCCGUGUACCAGGUCCCACCCUCUCCCCCAAGGCACCCGUGUACCAGGUCCCACCCUCUCCCCCAAGGCACCCGUGUACCAGGUCCCACCCUCUCCCCCAAGGCACCCGUGUACCAGGUCCCACCCUCUCCCCCAAGGCACCCGUGUACCAGGUCCCACCACCCCCAAGGCACCCGUGUACCAGGUCCCAGGUCCCCCACCCUCUCCCCCAAGGCACCCGUGUAGGUCCCACCCUCUCCCCCAAGGCACCCGUGUACCAGGUCCCACCCUCUCCCCAAGGCACCCGUGUACCAGGUCCCACCCUCUCCCCCAAGGCACCCGUGUACCAGGUCCCACCCUCUCCCCCAAGGCACCCGUGUACCAGGUCCCACCCUCUCCCCCAAGGCACCCGUGUACCAGGUCCCCUCUCCCCACACCUCUCCCCUCCCCAAGGCACCCGUGUACCAGGUCCCACCCUCCCCCCAAGGCACCCGUGUACCAGGUCCCACCCUCCCCAAGGCACCCGGCACCCGUGUACCAGGUCCCACCCUCUCCCCCAAGGCACCCGUGUACCAGGUCCCACCCUCUCCCCCAAGGCACCCGUGUACCAGGUCCCACCCUCUCCCCCAAGGCACCCGUGUACCAGGUCCCACCCUCUCCCCAAGGCACCCGUGUACCAGGUCCCACCCUCUCCCCCAAGGCACCCGUGUACCAGGUCCCACCCUCUCCCCCAAGGCACCCGUGUACCAGGUCCCACCCUCUCCCCCAAGGCACCCGUGUACCAGGUCCCACCCUCUCCCCCAAGGCACCCGUGUACCAGGUCCCACCCUCUCCCCCAGGGUCCCACCCUCUCCCCCAAGGCACCCGUGUCCCACCAGGUCCCCACCCUCUCCCCCAAGGCACCCGUGUACCAGGUCCCACCCUCUCCCCCAAGGCACCCGUGUACCAGGUCCCACCCUCUCCCCCAAGGCACCCGUGUACCAGGUCCCACCCUCUCCCCCAAGGCACCCGUGUACCAGGUCCCACCCUCUCCCCCACACCCGUGUACCAGGUCCCACCCUCUCCCCCAAACCCGUGGGUCCCACCAAGGCACCCGUGUACCAGGUCCCACCCUCUCCCCCAAGGCACCCGUCCAGGUCCCACCCUCUCCCCAAAGGCACCCGUGGUCCCACCAGGUCCCCCACCCUCUCCCCAAAGGCACCCGUGGUCCCACCAAAGGUCCCCCACCCUCUCCCCAAGGCACCCUCCCCAAGUGUACCAGGUCCCACCCUCUCCCCAAGGCACCCGUGUACCAGGUCCCACCCUCCCCCCAAGGCACCCGUGUAGGAACUUAA